AACGACAUUGGGGGGCGGGGCGGUGAGCCACAAUCACCAUCAUGUUAGAUUUUGACGUUAGGACUCGUCUUCUGCCAUUGCGUAGAGGGGCAGGAAGGUUCUAGAGAGAUCAUCGUUGUUGGAGCCUGAGGAAUCGAUAAGCCCGGAGUUUUGACCGUGUGAGCGGUUGUGUUGUUAAGCUACUUUUUUUUAAUCGCGACCAAGCAGCUCCUGCCAGCUCAACCAUCAAACUUCACUGCGCCUUUGGACGACUAGCGUUGUGUUUAUGUCUUUAUUUUACGGAAACGAGCUGUUGCGCAGCUGUUGGAACGCGAGCGGUGUAAACCUAGACCACGAGCAAGAAACUUGCAGCCACUGUGGCAAAAUCUUUUUCAUGUCAGAGACCGAGCACGCUUGCAGUCGUUUAUGUCAUCCCUUCUUCUCCAGACAGAAGAUACCAAAAAAUCCCCAUCCAAGAUCUUCUUAUCUUGCUGAUAGUGCUGCAAGCCACUCAAAAUGUCUGUCAACGUCAACCGCAAUGUGUCGGACCAGUUCUACCGCUACAAGAUGCCCCGUCUGAUUGCAAAGGUGGAAGGCAAAGGAAAUGGAAUCAAGACAGUCAUUGUCAACAUGGUUGAUGUUGCAAAGGCACUGAACCGGCCUCCAACAUAUCCAACCAAGUUUUUUGGCUGUGAGUUGGGGGCGCAGACCCAGUUUGACACAAAGAAUGACCGAUACAUAGUGAACGGCUCCCACGAGGCCAACAAACUACAGGACAUGCUGGAUGGAUUCAUCCGCAAGUUUGUGCUUUGCCCCGAGUGUGACAAUCCCGAGACCGACCUACAUAUUAAUCCAAAGAAACAAACCAUUGGAAACUCCUGUAAAGCCUGUGGGUACCGGGGCAUGCUAGACACUCGCCACAAACUCUGCACGUUCAUCCUUAAAAAUCCACCAGAAAGUGACAGUGGGUCUGUGAAGAAGGAGAAAGAAAAGAAGAACCGUAAGAAGGACAAAGAAAAUGGUUCAGGCAGUGGAGAUGGUGGGAACCAUAAUGAGAUUGACGCCCCAGAUGCAGUUCAUGGAGAUGAUGAUGAUGAGGACUGGGCCGAAGAGACCACUGAAGAGGCCCAGCGUCGCAGAAUGGAGGAGAUCAGUGACCAUGCUAAGAAUCUGACUCUCAGCGAGGACCUAGAGAAGCCCCUUGAGGAGAGAGUCAACAUGUUUUAUAACUUUGUGAAACAAAAGAAAGAGAGUGGAGCAAUAGACUCUGCAGAUAAGGACAUUCUGGCUGAGGCAGAGCGUCUAGAUGUGAGGGCCAUGGGACCGCUUAUUCUGAGUGAACUGCUCUUCAAUGAAAACAUCAGAGACCAGAUAAAAAAAUACAAACGUCACUUUCUACGUUUCUGCCAUAAUGAUAAGAAGGCUCAGAAAUACCUGAUGGGUGGUUUUGAGUGUGUGGUAAAGUUGCACCAAACCCAGCUGCUGCCUAGAGUUCCAAUCAUACUCAAGGAUCUGUAUGAUGCUGACCUUUUGGAGGAGGAUGUCAUCCUCACCUGGGCUGAAAAGGUUUCUAAGAAGUAUGUCUCCAAGGAACUGGCUAAGGAAAUCCAUGCCAAGGCAGCACCCUUUGUCAAAUGGCUGAAGGAGGCAGAGGAGGAGAGUGAGGGAAGCGAAGAAGAGGAGGAGGAAGAGGAUGAGAAUGUUGAGGUUGUGUACUCUUCCUCAGCCCGGGAGCUAAAAGUGGAGACUGUUGAGCCAGAGAAAACCGAGGAGGAGGAUGACCUUGACAUUGAUGCCAUUUAAAAAGAGAGGAGAGAAACCUGAAUGGCAGCCAAUUUAGAACUUUCCCAACUCCUCUCCAAUGUUAAAAUUAAUCACAAUGGCCUCCUAUUGUGCCCUUUCUUCUUUUCCAUAUAUUCUUUCCACUAGUUUACUCUAUCCUGGCUAAUGAGGCAUGGUUUUAACACAGCGCUUUCAUUGUCUUGCUGCUGCUGCUGAGCUAAAAUAUGUAAUGUUUAAGCUUUCUGUAUUGAGAAUUCUAUUGUGAGUUUGACUUAUUUUGAUUUACUUAAACUGCACAAUUGUUUGUGAUUUGUUUUCAUUUUGUUCAGUCAUUAAAUAAAAUGUUUCUUUUCACUUA
Molecule: messenger RNA, 2119 nt
Organism: Astyanax mexicanus (Mexican tetra)
Lineage: Eukaryota; Metazoa; Chordata; Actinopteri; Characiformes; Acestrorhamphidae
Product: eukaryotic translation initiation factor 5
Exons: 12
Coding region: 496-1782 (428 amino acids)
Biological process (GO): formation of cytoplasmic translation initiation complex; translational initiation; formation of translation preinitiation complex
Cellular component (GO): cytosol
Molecular function (GO): translation initiation factor activity; eukaryotic initiation factor eIF2 binding; GDP-dissociation inhibitor activity
Source: RefSeq, a predicted model, not a curated record